Aphanomyces invadans is the source of this 2506-nucleotide messenger RNA. RefSeq lists its product as hypothetical. The coding region runs from base 1 to 2481 and encodes 826 amino acids. Gene Ontology annotation, biological process: phosphatidylinositol metabolic process. NCBI's taxonomy places the organism in Eukaryota, Oomycota, Saprolegniomycetes, Saprolegniales, Verrucalvaceae. Gene Ontology annotation, molecular function: phosphatidylinositol kinase activity. The transcript has 5 exons. The record is from RefSeq and is a predicted model, not a curated record.
AUGGUGUCGGCCUUGGCCGCCGGUAGUGUGGCAGCUAUUGUGCUCCUUGCCCUCAGUGUCGCGAUAUGGAGUACGUACUCGCCGUGGAUGAUGGGGCGAGAGAGGGGCCAUGGUGUGAAGGCAGAUGCGCUGGCCACACAAGUCGGCGCCAUCGUGUCGGCAGCCAGUACCACAUACAUCCUCGUGCGGUCGUUGAGCGCCAAAGAGAACCAGUUCCGGUGGCAUCCAAACCCCCUCUUAUUCUGGAAAGCUGCAGUGGAUGGUGUCUACGCGCUGCAGCUGUGCGUCCAGGCAUUGCACAUUCGUCUUGCACCACCAUCGGUCGAAGCGGCAUUGAUCCAGAGCACAUUGUACACAUCCGAGAGCUGGUUCGUCCUCAUCUCGUACGAUCUGUACGCGUGCGGGACGAAUCCCUUUCAAAACACGGCAAAUAGUAUCAAGUGGUACCACGCGAUUGCAUGGAGUGUGGGAGGAGUUGCAGGGCUCGCGUCCUGGACAAACAUUGCCACCACCGCGACGCCUACGACCGACGACGUCAUGGACGCCACUGAAUGGACACUCGGCCACUUUUACAUGUAUGUGACGAUGUGCGUCCUUUGCACCUGUGUGUUUCUCAUCCUGGAGAACCCGUCCCAACCGCCAGUCGGUGGCCAUAAAGAUGCCUUGCGCACGCGCAGUUCCAUGCUGCACGCAUCGCGCACGUUCACGAUCUUCUACGGCGUGUACCAGCUUGUAACGAUUGUGUUGUGGACCACUUUGGCGCUGUCGCAGUGGUCCGUGUCGGGUGGAAGCAUCCAUGUCGCGUUCAACCUACUGGUCGGGGCCCGAGGAUUCAUGGACCUCGUGACGUGGCACGUGAUCAACUCGCGAUCGUUUGUUUUGUAUUCGACAUUCCAACGUUUGCCGACCGGUAGCGUGAGCGGAAACGAAGCGUUCUUGGACGGCGUAUCGCUCAACCCAGAGUUCAACGUGGCGCUGCGGAAAGAGGUGCUGCACUUCACGAAGAGAGGCAUCGUCGCAGCGUCGCUGUCGACAAGCUCCUCGACAAGCAAUCGGCGGAUCCAGCUCAGCUUGCACGAGCUUGGUAUGGACUUGCGGUUCGAUGCGUACUACCCCCACCUUUUCCGCGACAUCCGCCACGGCUAUCACCUGGACGAAGCCAAGUACCGCGAUUCCUUCCUCUCCACGUGCCACGAACGCGUCGGCCAUGGAGGGUCGAGUGGCGCAUUCAUGUUUUGCACGGCCGACUACCUCUUCCUUGUCAAGACGAUCACGAAAGCCGAGCGCCGCGUCCUGCUCAAGAUGCUCCCCGAGUACAUUACGUUUCUCAAACAGCACCCGGGAACCCUCUUGACCCGCUACUAUGGCUGUCACGCCAUCCACAUGUACCGGCAGACGUUUUACUUUGUCGUGAUGAGCAAUGCGAUGGGCCACGUGGACAUGCACCAGUCGUUCGACUUGAAAGGGUCGUGGGUUCACCGGCACGCCAAGACAACGCCACCUGGUGCGCCAGAGGUAUGCACGUAUUGUGGGGUCGCGUACCCGUCUGGAUCAAGGCAAUCGUGUCGUCAAAGCAUUCGCGGGGAGCAUUUGCCCCACCGUGUGCUCAAAGACAACGACUUGCAGGGAAAGCUGCAGCUGGCACCGUCCACCGCCCAAGCCAUUGUGACGCAGCUUGCGCAAGACAGCGACUUUCUACGAGACCAAGGGAUUACUGACUAUAGCUUGCUCUUGAGCGUCCACACGGCGCAAUUUCGGGUGCAUGCAGAUUCAGUGCACGUGACUCCGACUAGUCGACACCACCCGCCGCGGCUCUAUCAGCAAUUCCACAGUUCGACGCAUGCAGCGGGCGUGGUGUUUGACACAUCGGCACUUUGUUCUUCGACAGCUCGAGCCGGCUCGACAUCGACAAUUACUUCCUCGUCCAGUCAAGUGUAUUCGAUCCAUGACAAGCCAAGCAGCCACCGGCACAGCCACGACGACAGCGUCCCCGAUGACGACGACAGCUCGCCGAGCGGGGCGUCAUUUUACCGCAGUUGUCGGUACUCCAUUCACGACGACGAGGACAUGCGAGUGACGAGACCGCUCGCAUCGUCGUACCGCAAAUCCAGCCUCGAUUUCGGCACAUUUAACAACGUGACGAGCCACCACGACGUGGCUGCAUCCCUGUGGACUGGGUCCCGCGACGGAAUAACGCCUGGAAUCAAGGCGUCGGCUGUCGUUGGCCCAGACUUUUAUACCAUGGGCAUUAUCGACUUGCUGCAGACAUGGACAUGGCAAAAGCGCGUCGAACGGUGGUGGAAGGUGUUUGUUCUUCGGCUCGAUGGCCGGGGUAUCUCGGCCGCCCCGCCCGCGCUCUAUGCCACGCGAUUUCAGGCCAAGAUGCGGAACUUGAUGCUAUCGAUCGACGGGGACCACCAACUGGAUGCACGUCGGCAGAUUGGCCACGUGGAGGUAGAUGCUAGAAUCGAAACACUGUAGAGGAAAUACAUGAUGGAUCGUGUUG